Molecule: messenger RNA, 1815 nt
Organism: Myzus persicae (green peach aphid)
Lineage: Eukaryota; Metazoa; Arthropoda; Insecta; Hemiptera; Aphididae
Product: zinc finger BED domain-containing protein 5-like
Exons: 2
Coding region: 34-1815 (593 amino acids)
Source: RefSeq, a predicted model, not a curated record
UUUCUGAGACAAUUAUUUAUUUACAAAAAUUGUAUGAUGGACAAAUGGUUGGUAAAUAAGCGAAAAAUUGAAACUAAUGAAAACGAACCUUCAACUUCGGUUUUAAAACGUAAAAAAAAAACAAGAAAGUAUGAUUCAGAGUACCUAAAAAUUGGUUUUUCUUGGAAAGAAGAUAAUGAUGAACAACGACCACAGUGUGUAAUUUGUUUUGAAGUACUUGCAAACGAGAGUAUGAGUCCGAAUAAAUUACGUCGGCAUAUUGAGACUAAGCAUCCUGAUCUCAUAGAUCAACCACUCUCUUAUUUCGAAACAAAGUUGAAAGAACUAAACACGUCCAAAACAAAAAUUACAAAGUUCACCAAGGCCAAUGAAAAAGCUAUGCACGUUUCGUACCUGAUAAGUUUACGAAUCGCAAAAGCUGGCAAACCACAUACUAUCGGAGAGAAUUUAGUAUUGCCAGCAAUAAAAGAUACAGUUGAAGUAAUGUUUGGUGACAAGUUCUCAAAAGACGUCGAAAAUAUACCACUAUCAAAUGAUACAUUAGAUGAGUCUACUGAUGUCCAAGGUUUAUGUCAGCUGCUAGUAUUCAUACGUUAUAUAUGGAACAACGGACCUCAUGAAGAUAUGUUAUUUUGUGAACCAAUUAUUCGAGGUACUAGUGAGGAAAUAUUCAAUACACUCAAUACUUAUAUCAAUAAAAAAGGUCUUGAUUGGUUAAAAUGUGUUGGAUUAUGUACCGACGGUGCUAGAGCUAUGUGUGGUAAAAAUAGUAGUGUUAUAACUCGAAUGCUUGAAGUUAGUCCGAAUGCAUCAUGGACUCACUGCAAAAUUCACAGGGAAGUUUUAGUAUCAAAAAAUCUGCCAGAUAACUUGAAAAUUGUAUUGAACACUUCUGUGAAAAUAGUCAAUUUCAUCAAAACAAGGCAACUGCAAUCACGAUUAUUUGAAAAGUUGUGUGAAGAGAUGGGAAAUUCUCACAAAUCUAUUCUUUUGCAUACUGAAGUACGUUGGCUAUCAAGAGGAAAAGUAUUAACAAGACUUGUAGAACUCCGCGAAGAAGUUGCACUGUUUCUUAAAGAAAAAACUGAUUUGGUAAAAUCGUUGCACAAUGAAGAUUUUAUUUUGAAGCUAACGUAUUUAGCCGACAUAUUUGCGAAAUUGAACGAACUAAAUUUAUAUUUACAAGGCACAGAAGGAGCCGAUAUAUUUGCGGUCCAUGAAAAAAUUAGAGGUUUUAUGAAAAAACUUAUUUUAUGGCAAAAAAACAUUGAAAAACAAAAUUAUGAUUGUUUUGAAACAUUUCAAACUUUCAUAACCGAAAAUAAUAUAAAAGUUCCUGUUGACAUAAUUAGCCAAAUCACUUUGCAUUUAAUUUCAUUGAAAGAUAACUUUAACUUUUACUUCCUUGAAGAAAUGGAAAAAUGUCAAAAAAAUAAAUGGGUUGUGAAUCCGUUUCAGGACGCUAUAUUAACAGGGAUAUCAACAAAAACUGACGAAGAACUCAUUGAUAUAUCUGAAGAUAAAUCAUUAAAACUUAAAUUUAACCGAAAUAAUUUGAUUGAGUUUUGGCUAUCAGCUCAACAGAAAUGUCCAACUCUUUCAACUGAAGCUUUAAAGGUAUUACUACAUUUCUCAUCAUCAUACUUGUGUGAAGUUGGAUUUUCGGCCAUGGUGGGCAUCAAAAACAAACACAGAAACAAGCUCCAACUAUCGCACUCCUUGCGUUUGAAAGUAGCUAAAAUUGAUGUCGAAGUUGGUGCUGUUAUCAAAAGUAGCAGGAAACAAGCUCAUUCAUCUCAUACGCCUAAUUAUUAA